Lactuca virosa is the source of this 444-nucleotide messenger RNA. The record is from the annotation of a GenBank genome assembly. Lineage: Eukaryota; Viridiplantae; Streptophyta; Magnoliopsida; Asterales; Asteraceae.
AUGCUCCCAAAUAGUUGGGAGUGGACGGAGGUGCGACGUAGAACACCGGCGACUGAGAAUAAGGACAAACACAAGAUAACCAAUGUCUACGUUGCAGGUUUUCAGGGAGGAACGAGAAAAUCGGAACUAUGGAAACUCUUUGCGAAGCAUGGAAUAGUGGUAGACGUCUACCUGGGAGGUAGAAAAGAUUACCAAAGGCUGAAUUUUGCUUUUGUCCGAUUCAAAGGUGUGGUAGAUGAGAAGGCAUUAGAAGUGAAUCUGCAAGGCAUCAAAUGCAGGGGAGUAGAACUCAACAUUAGCUUAUCCAAACACUCGAGAAAGGCCCCGAAGACUCAACAUUCACCUCCUCGAUGUAAGUUGUCAUAUGAUGUAUCCCCUCCCCCCUUCCGUCGACCGGCCCAAGAGACAAGAGAACCUAUGCACAAGUCACAACGAGAAGUAUAG